AUGAUCUUCAACCAGCUUCCAUUUGAAGUAAAGGUUGCUGCUGCUGCUGGAGCUAUCUUUUUCUCCAUGUUAAUAUCACAAAUAUAUCUGACUGAAAAUAUUGAGGUGACAAGAUUGAGAUGGCUACUGAAGUUGCAGAUGGUGUUCUUUAUUAAUGUCUUAAUGGUCAUAGGAGCCCCAUACUCAAGUUUUUUCACACCAUCAUUUCUUAUUGCAAAAGAGCCUUAUUUUUUUUCCUUAACAGCAUUUAUUUAUCUUGGAAGCUACAUCAUUCUUAUUUUCUUUCUCUUCAUUGUUGGUUCUUUUAAAUAGCUUUUUAAGCUCAUGAGUCAAAGAAAUGCAGAAUUAGGUAGUAUCAGUAAAAUUGGUAAAUUGGGAAGGAAUCUAGCAGCUACUGUAGCUGUAGGAUUGACUGUUAUUGGACUCAUCAAUGCUCCCCAACCUUGUGCAGUAAAAUCAAUAGCAAUUACUAUUCAUAAAUUACCUUUGUCCAUGAAUAAUCUUAAAAGAAUUUUGCUUUCUGAUAUUCCUUUGGGGCCAACCAGUGGAAAAACUAAUCUCCAGAUGAUUGUAAAAAUAGUUAAAACUUUAAAACCAAGUUUCACUGUGAUUGUUGGUGAUCAGACAGAUUCUGAGGUGAAAGGCCUUGUCCAUGAUAUGGAACUGCUUGGCCAUCUUGAUUCCCCAUUGGAGGCUUAUUUUGUCACAGGGAAUCAUGAAUACUAUAUCUGGUUUGAAUGUCUAAAGUCACUCAAUAUUCACAAUGAGCAUGUGAAGAUCACGUCCUACAAAGACAGCAAUAUUAACUGGUUUUGUCUGGCUGGAGUUGAUGAUAUUGAAACAAAUGUGUUACAUAACAUCGACCAUGGAGUGAAUUAAAAAGUAUUAGAAGGCUGUAGUACCGACCAUGCCUAUCAGCUGCUUGCUGCAAAACAGGCUCUUCAAGAUAGUCAUAUAAGUUUGGUUUUGUCUGGGCACAAACACGGAGGAAAAAUAUUUCCUCUGCAUAUUGAUGUUUAUUAUUUAUCUGUUUUUUGUUCGUUUAUAUAA
This is a messenger RNA of Thamnophis sirtalis, 1050 nucleotides long. The record is from RefSeq and is a predicted model, not a curated record. NCBI's taxonomy places the organism in Eukaryota, Metazoa, Chordata, Lepidosauria, Squamata, Natricidae.